AUGGAACGCUUGGGCACAGGACCAGCCAAUGAUUUGUUGACUGACGAUGAAUCUGAUGAAGUCUCUCUACAGAAGCUGAAAAUGUUGGGAGAGUCAGAUGAGUUGAAGCAUUUGUUACUCAAUCCACAUCUCCGACAACUGGUAGCAGCACUUGACCAGGCUGAGAACAAAGAUCAAGAAUUGAAGAAAUAUAUGCAAGAACCAUUGUUUGCAGAAUUUGCAGACAAAUGCCUUUCCAUUGUAGAUCCGGAGGAGAAAGAAAAUAUUUUGCAGGACUGACGGCAGUAUGUGUAUAAGAUGAAGGGUAACUAG
Nanorana parkeri is the source of this 312-nucleotide messenger RNA. RefSeq names its product zinc finger HIT-type containing 3 (gene ZNHIT3). Bases 1 to 279 code for a protein of 92 amino acids. The transcript has 3 exons. Lineage: Eukaryota; Metazoa; Chordata; Amphibia; Anura; Dicroglossidae. Gene Ontology annotation, molecular function: protein binding. The record is from RefSeq and is a predicted model, not a curated record.